AUUCCCCACAUACUGCCUACCCAUGUCCUCCUCCAUGGUGGCAGCCUGGGUACCACGUGGCACUCACAGGCUCUGUUCUCCCCUCAGAUACAGAAGGUGCAGAGAAGCCACGGUUCUACCUGCUGACCAAGGACAAUGGGGAGAACUUUGGGUUCUGCCUACGUGAGGAGGUGGGGUACAAGGGGCACAUCAUCCGGCAGGUUGUGUGCGGGGGGAUGGCCCACCGCAGGGGCCUGCAGGAUGGGGACCGGAUCCUGGAGGUGAACGGUGAAUAUGUGGACAACAUGGAGCACUUCAGGGUGGUGCAGAAGAUCAAGGCCAGUGGUAACCAGGUGGCUGUUGCAGUCCUAGAUGGCAAUGCCUACGAAGUUGCAAAAGCCCUCGACAAGAACCUGGCAGAGCUGCUGCCAGGCCACACCAGGCCACGGCUCUGCCACGUCGUGAAGGACAAAAGUGGCUUCGGCUUCAGCAUUUCAGCUCCAGAAGGUGUGAAGGGCUCGUUCCAGCUGUCCGUCAUGAGCAACGGCCCAGCAGAUAAAGCGGGUGUCCCCUCUGACUCCUGGCUGCUCGAGCUCAACGGGACCAGCGUGAGGAACUACACUUAUGCACGGCUCACCAGGAAGGUACACGCCCAGGCCUAGUGUCCCACUGCCAGGCUGUGACCUGGGGGGCCGCCUGGUCGCAGACUGGCCCAAGUCUCCCCUCAUGUCCUUGGAACGUGUCUGUCAGA
Messenger RNA from Chelonoidis abingdonii (Abingdon island giant tortoise), 730 nucleotides. RefSeq names its product Na(+)/H(+) exchange regulatory cofactor NHE-RF4-like. Gene Ontology annotation, cellular component: apical plasma membrane. Lineage: Eukaryota; Metazoa; Chordata; Testudines; Testudinidae. The record is from RefSeq and is a predicted model, not a curated record. Gene Ontology annotation, biological process: protein localization to plasma membrane. Gene Ontology annotation, molecular function: protein-membrane adaptor activity; signaling receptor binding.